This is a messenger RNA of Ostreobium quekettii, 1146 nucleotides long. The record is from the annotation of a GenBank genome assembly. NCBI's taxonomy places the organism in Eukaryota, Viridiplantae, Chlorophyta, Ulvophyceae, Bryopsidales, Ostreobiaceae.
AUGGCCUUCACGCCGCGUAAGCUGCAAUGGUCGCCCGUCGUCUUCCAGGGCGGCCGGCCGCUGAUGCGCGGCGAGAUGGACAGAAGGUCGGAGAAAUGCACCAAGCGGGAGCUCAACAUGCUCACCAACAGCCCGGAGUUCAAGGCGUGGUUAAAGGGGAAACAGAGGUUCAGGUCAUCCCCGUUCUAUGGCGGCCUUGCUGGGAUCGCCUGGUUCAUUUUGUACUUGGCGCUGGCAGCAGGUGUUGUGGCCUGCGGCUUCGUGGUAGUGUCUGCUAUUGCAGUCAGCAGCGGCAGGUUUGGCCAGUGUCGCUUACUGGACUCCAUCGUCUCAGAGGAAGCUGCCGAUCGGUGCCGGGUGCACAACGAGGUCUGGUUUCCGGAACAGGUCGCAGAGCUGCGAUCGAACCUACUAGAAGCAGUGCAGACUGUGAUGAAGGAGAACGAGAAGUUGAAAAGGGAACUUAAAACAGCCCAAGGCAAAAUCAGGCACGUCACUGACUUGUUGGAGUCCAAAACAUCUGCCUACCAGUUGGAGCUUGAAGGCAGACUUGACCUUGAGAGGCAGCUAGCAGACGCCCAAGAUGAAACAAAGAGGGUUGAAUCGGAAAGACAGCAUGUGGGCAAGACUUUGGGCCAGUGCAAGAACCUCUUGCAGCAGCAAGAAGAUUCUCUGACUGGGUGCCAAUCGAUGGUGUCGAAAUUACAAUUGGAGCUGGAGGAUGAGAGGGCAAGGUCAGGGCAAGCAGCUGUUGGAUGGACGCUGGGCACGGUGGCAGCUGCUGACCUGGUGGAGCGUAUCCUUGCCGAUUGCCAGGGAAUGACAGAAGACCUGCGACGAGUUUUGCAAGACUGCGCCGCUGAUCAAGCCGGCUGGGACGGCACAGCAGGCGUUUCUGGAGAUGGCGGUCAACAGUCAUUGCGGACGGCUGACAGGGGUCAACCAUGGGCACCGGAAGGCUCUGGGCGCCGCCCGGCAAAGACACGGAAGUUCUGCAGCAUUUGGAACGACUUGGGCCUGGUGGGCGUGGGCUGGAUCUGUGCGGCCGUCGUUGUGUGCUUCUACUCGCGCGACGCUACCACGCUACAAAUGGAGCUCAACCAGAUAAGGAGCCAGAUGCAGCAGCCUGGCAGUCGAUUCACGUAG